Messenger RNA from Morchella importuna, 3288 nucleotides. RefSeq lists its product as uncharacterized. Bases 1 to 3288 code for a protein of 1095 amino acids. NCBI's taxonomy places the organism in Eukaryota, Fungi, Ascomycota, Pezizomycetes, Pezizales, Morchellaceae. Gene Ontology annotation, molecular function: flavin adenine dinucleotide binding; FMN binding; sulfite reductase (NADPH) activity. The record is from RefSeq and is a predicted model, not a curated record. The transcript is spliced from 2 exons. Gene Ontology annotation, cellular component: cytosol.
AUGCGUCUCCAAGCCCCCGAGACCAGCGGCUCCCCCUCCAUCUUCAAUCUCCAGGAACAGGCCCUCGCCGAAGCCCUUACCCACCCCAAUGGCGUGAAAACCCCCCUCGACAAGAUCAGCCCCGUCUUCCCCUUCAGCGCGGCCCAGGACGUCUCCCAGGUCUCUGGCACAGCCUACACCACCGCACAAACCCUCGUCCAGCAAGUCGCCUACACACUCUCUGACAAGCUCUUCUCCUACUCCCCGGCCACCUUCGACCUCGACGCCGCCGCCAAGUCAUGGUCCGCUGCCUCCCAGCCCAACGGCCACGGUGCCGUCACCUCCGUCAACGCAAUGGAGACCCGUCUCGGUGCCGCCAACGUCCUGCUCGGAUACGUCUUCUCGCCCGACGCAAGCCCAGAGAAGAAGGCCGUUGCAAAGUCAAUUCUUGCAUCAACCGCCUCUCUCCUUCCCAUGCGCUCGGCACUUGACCAGCUGGCCAGCGCAUACGAGGCUGCCAGCCCAUUCGUGGCUCACGUUGCUGCGGUCGACCUUGAUGUGACCUCCGGAAAGAUUGUGAGCGACUACAAUGCCGCCGUGACCGUCGCGCAGGAGACUGGUGUUGGUCUGGUUGCGUCGUUCUCGGCGCACGAGGCACAACACAUGGCGCUGUUUGCGACGCUGGCGGCGACGGUGCUCCCCACCGUGCACAUCUAUGAUGGUGUUGCCGUCUCGCGCGAGAGCACAAAGGUCACGGAUGUGCUGGAGCAGAGCAGGCUGCAGAGCGUCUUUGACAGCAUCUUGGCCGAGCAAUCGGAGGUUGGGAAGAAGGUUGACCAGGCCGCGAAGGUCAAUGGCAUCCUGAAGAGCCUGAACGCCGAGCUUGGAACCGCAUACUCUAUGUUCGAGUACGAGGGCCACGAAGAGCCCGACGCCGUCCUCGUCGUUUUCGGAUCUGUCGAGAGCUCAUUGGCCACCCAGGUCGCCGCCGGACUUGCAAAGACCGGCGAGAAGGUCGGUGUUGUCGUCGUCCGCGUCUACCGCCCCUUCGCCGAGUCCUACUUCCUCGAGGCGCUCCCCAAGAGCGUCAAGCGCAUCGCCGUCCUCGGCCAGGUCAAUGACCAGACCGCCGUCAACGAUUCGACCGUUCAGAGCGCCCUCUGGACCGAUAUCGUCGCUGCCACCUCUAUGAGCGGCAUCUGGCAGCUCCCUCCCCCCACACUCGAUGUCAAGUACGCCCGCGAGACCGUCUGGUCGCCAAAGCAGUUUGCCUGGAUCUUUGACCAGAUUGUGCGCAAGAACAGCGUCUCCAUCGAGAUCCCGGAAGAGGCACUGACCUCCGAGGCCUCGACAAUCGACUCGUUCGAGCUCCUGUCUGAGGGCGCCGACGCAAAGCAGUACAUCUUCUGGGACCGCGACGACGCUGCCUCCACUCCCGCUGCAGCGGUGGUCGCAAAGCUCCUCGCCGAGGACGCUGCAAAGAUAAUUGCCUUCUCAGCCACUUACGACAACGGGCCCCUCGCUGGUGUCCUCCAGUCUGAGAUCAAGUCCUCCAAGCAGUCUGUCGAGGCAUCCUUCCACGUCGAGUCUGCGGACGUCGUGGUUGUCAACGACAUUGCCCUUCUCUCCAGCUUUGAUAUUACCGCGCGCACCAAGACCAAUGGCUCCAUCCUCCUCAAGUCCAACAUCAAGGACGAGGACCUCGAGAAGCUCCCUGCCGCAUUCAAGCGCGGUGUCGCUACAAAGAGCAUCAACGUCGUCAUCCUGAACAUCGACGAAGACGCAUCCGCCGCCGUCGAGAACGCCCUCGUCCAGCUCUCCUUCCUGAGUGUCGCCGGCCUCGACGCGCCCCUCGAGAAGCUCUCUGUUUCCAACCAGGACUCCGAGGCCGUCCACGCCGCCGCCGCGUCCCUCGCCACCGCCCUCCGCAAGGUCGAGGUACCCAAGGAAUGGGCUUCCGCCGUCUCCGAGACCGAAGUGGCUGCCCUGCCAACUCUUCCAUCCGCCACCUCUUUCACCGCCAACGACGAGAAGAACCCCACGGAGCCCAUCUUCCACCUCAAGUCCACCCAAUCCGCCGCGCAGACCCUCUCCUUCAAGGAGGCCUAUGGCGUACAGUCCGCGCUCCGCCCCGACCUUGGCAUGCGCAACUACGUCGUCAAGGUCAAAGAGAACAAGCGCCUCACUCCCGCCUACUACGACCGAAACAUCUUCCACAUCGAGUUCGACCUCACCGGCACGGGCAUGGAGUACGGCAUCGGCGAGGCGCUCGGUAUCCACGCGCAGAACAACGCCGCGAGUGUGGCCGAGUUCAUUGAGUUUUAUGGCCUCAACGCCGAGGACAUCGUCGAGGUGCCUUCCCGCGAGGACCCCGAGGUCCUUGAGGUCCGCACGGUGUUCCAGGCACUCGCGCAGAACGUGGAUAUCUUUGGGAAGCCGCCGAAGCGGUUCUAUGAGGCGCUGGCUGAGUAUGCGGUUGAUGAUGGCGAGCGAAAGGCGCUGCUGACGCUGGCGUCGGCCGAGGGUGCGACGGAGUUUAAGAGAAGGGCGGAGGUCGAUACAUGCACUUUCGCCGAUAUUUUGGAGGAGUUCCCAAGUGCUAGGCCCGAGUUCCAUGAUUUGGUCAAGAUUGUGAGCCCGAUGAAGAGGAGGGAGUAUUCCAUUGCUUCGUCUCAGCAGGUCCACCCCAACGAGGUUCACUUGUUGAUUGUGGUUGUCAACUGGACGGACCCCAAGGGUCGCGAGAGGUUCGGACAGGCGUCAAGGUGGCUCAGCCAGUUGUCGACCGGGUCCGAGGUGACUGUCAGUGUUAAGCCCAGUGUCAUGAAGCUUCCGCAGCUGUCUACUCAGCCCUUGAUCAUGGCCGGUCUCGGAACAGGUCUCGCCCCCUUCCGCGCCUUUGUGCAAUACCGCGCCUGGCAAAAGGCCCAAGGCAUCCCCAUCGGCUCCGUCCUGCUCUACAUGGGCUCUCGCCACCAGCGCGAAGAGUAUCUGUACGGUGAAGAAUGGCAGGCCUACCAAGCGGCCGGCAUCGUGACGCUCCUCGGCCGCGCCUUCUCUCGUGACCAGGCAGAGAAGAUCUACAUCCAGGACCGCAUGAGGCAGAGCCUGGACGACAUCAUCGAGGCGUACAUUAAGGAGGAGGGUGCCUUUUACCUCUGUGGGCCGACAUGGCCCGUGCCGGAUGUGACGGAGGUGUUGCAGGAGGCUAUUGUGGAGGGUGGAAGAAGGGAGGGGAAGAAGGUGGAUGCGGUCAAGAAGAUUGAUGAGUUGAAGGAUGUGGGGAGGUAUGUCCUGGAGGUGUACUAA